This is a messenger RNA of Mytilinidion resinicola, 1272 nucleotides long. RefSeq lists its product as uncharacterized. Lineage: Eukaryota; Fungi; Ascomycota; Dothideomycetes; Mytilinidiales; Mytilinidiaceae. The coding region runs from base 1 to 792 and encodes 263 amino acids. The record is from RefSeq and is a predicted model, not a curated record. The transcript is spliced from 2 exons.
AUGUCGACACAGGAUCUUCAACAGGCAUACUCCUCGCAGAUACGACUGUCGGGAUACGAAGAGGCUGAACGGCGUUGCCAGAAUGCGAUUGGCUUGAGCCCUGCGGACCAUUGUUUAGACAUUGGCUCUGGUUCUCAACUCUCCGAAUAUGUCAACCCCUACGAGGUUGAAUAUGGAUUAAAUCCCACCAUUUGGCCCAAGUGGCCACCUGCACCGGAACAUACGUACUCCUCUACGACUGGACCAGAAAACUCGCCAGCGCAAUGCAAUACAACUUCUUGUAGCGACUCCUCCUUCACCCCCUCCAACCUCUCAGCUUCGCCCCCGUCGACUGCAUUACCAGCAAUCUUUGGCACAAAGUUGAAUGAGGCCGAAAUGUCUUCGACUGAGAACGGAAGCUUUUCCAUAGCCGAUCAUCCCUCGACUUGCAGAGCGGCAAUAACGAGCCAGCUUCCUGUUGGUGCGUCUUCGUCGUUCCAGGGAUAUGAGAAGCAGUGCUCGCCACUUCGCUGUUCUGAAUGCGAAGAGGUCUUCACUAUGCCGUUUCUCCUCAGGUGGGCCCCCGACUGCCUAGAAAGGUUUUGUGUUGAAUCUCUGACGCAGACCAUAGAAAACAUUUCAACCGGAUUCACAAUCGACGAUACCGCUGCUCGUUCGCUGGGUGCACGCAAAAGGCCUUUGGCCUACAGGCGGACCUCACUAGGCAUGAAAAAAACCGUCAUCGGCAACUUCUACCGCUCAAAUGCCCAGUCGCGGAUUGUCAGAAGACGUUCUCUCGGGAAGAUAACCUAAAGCGCCACAUUAGAGUUAAGCACCCAUCGAGCCCUCCUAAUGGUUGCUUAUCGAAUCAUCUGUGACGAUUGGACCAAUUCUACCCCCGUCCGCAAUACCUCGUCAACAAUGUCUUAUAAAUCGUCGACGUUCGACGUUUUUCCAUCUCCACGCCCACCAUACUCGCCACAAGAAGUUUACGAAGUAACUGAAGAUAACUGAGUACGUCUUUUCCGAACAGGAAGAUAAAAGAACCCGAUAUAGCAAGUCGAAGGCUUUACAUCUCAUAAAACCCAAUGUCCAGGAAUCACCAUCAACUCUCUUUAAGUUUCUUGUUCUGUUAACCCGACAUCGAUAGGGUAUAGCGGUGGUGUUCUAGGUUCUCAAAUGCACUGGGAUCGACUCAGGUUGCAGCACUACAACCUAGGAUCAACAACUCAUAUGCUAGAAGGCUACUCCGAACAUCAGCUGUAGAGAACACAGCUGAGAUCUCAGCUGUGG